Messenger RNA from Aureobasidium musti, 327 nucleotides. The record is from the annotation of a GenBank genome assembly. Lineage: Eukaryota; Fungi; Ascomycota; Dothideomycetes; Dothideales; Saccotheciaceae.
CUAACUGUGCCACAGNNCGCGCUUUUCGUCAAGAACCUCAACUACAACGUCAGUCCCGACGACCUCUUCGAGCUCUUUGGCAAAUUCGGUCCUGUCCGCCAAAUCCGUCAGGGCAUCGCCAACAACACAAAGGGCACCGCAUUCGUUGUCUACGAGGAUGUUGUAGACGCCAAACAAGCCUGCGACAAGCUUAACGGUUUCAAUUUCCAGAACCGCUACCUCGUCGUCCUCUACCACCAGCCAGAGAAGAUGGCCCGUCAAGCACAAGAUCUCCAGCAGCGCCAGGACGACUUAGAAAAGCUCAAACGCCAGCACGGUAUCGAUUAG